This is a messenger RNA of Hermetia illucens (black soldier fly), 1191 nucleotides long. RefSeq names its product lambda-crystallin homolog (gene Had1). Gene Ontology annotation, molecular function: oxidoreductase activity, acting on the CH-OH group of donors, NAD or NADP as acceptor; NAD+ binding. Lineage: Eukaryota; Metazoa; Arthropoda; Insecta; Diptera; Stratiomyidae. Bases 169 to 1131 code for a protein of 320 amino acids. Gene Ontology annotation, biological process: fatty acid metabolic process. The transcript has 3 exons. The record is from RefSeq and is a predicted model, not a curated record.
GAAAGCCGGUGGAGAUAACCACCGCACUUUUACUAUCAUAUUCAGUUCACAUCGUAUGUAGCCGUACUGGCCGUACUAAUUGGUGGCAGUUGGGAGUCUACCGCGACCGGAGUAAGUUGUGAAGUGCUAGCACAGUUCAAUCUUAUAACAAUAAAGCAACAACGUGAAAUGGCGAGCAAAGCUAGAACAGAGAAAGUUGGAAUUAUUGGAAGUGGCUUGAUUGGCAGAUCAUGGGCGAUGCUUUUCGCUUCCGUGGGAUAUCAAGUCUCCCUCUACGAUAUUAUCCCAGAGCAAGUAUCUAAUGCAUUGAAGAACACCGAAAUUGAGUUGAAAAACCUGGAGAAAAAUGGACUUUUACGGGGGCAUUUGAAUGCACAACAGCAAGUUGACUGCAUCAGCGGAACCUCUAGCCUCGAGGAGCUGGUUAAAGAUGCCAUUUUCAUUCAAGAAUGUGUUCCUGAGAACUUGGACUUGAAGAAGAAGGUUUAUAGUAGUCUGGAUGCUGUUGUUGGAAACAAUACGAUUCUAUCAAGCUCAACAAGUACAUUCCUUCCAUCUAAGUUCAGUGAAGGGUUGAAACAUCAAUCGCAGGUUGUUGUUGCUCAUCCGGUGAAUCCCCCGUACUACGUGCCUUUGGUAGAGAUCGUUCCCGCUCCUUGGACCAAACCAGAGGUUGUUACCAAAACUCGCGCUAUUAUGGAAGAGAUUGGACAGAAGCCGGUUAGUUUAAGUCGUGAACUUGAAGGUUUCGCCUUGAAUCGAAUUCAAUAUGCUAUCAUCAAUGAAGUAUGGCGUCUUGUGGUCGAUGGCAUUUUAGAUGUUAAAGAUAUUGAUAGUGUGAUGUCGGAUGGUUUGGGAAUGCGCUAUGCCUUUUUGGGUACAUUGGAAACAUGCCAUUUGAAUGCCGAAGGUAUGGCGAAUUACUGUGAACGAUACGCAAAAACAAUCUACGCUGUAAGUGAAACCAUGGGUCCUAUACCUAAGAUGGAAGGAGCUACGGCGGCGAAAAUUUCCAAAGAUUUAGAAGCACUUUGCCCAUUGGACAAAUUGCAAAGUAGGAGAGAGUGGCGCGAUGCUUGCUUGACUAAACUUAGCAUUUUGAAAAAGGAAAUGGAAAGUAAGAAGAAAUAAAUUUUAUCUCAUGUUUUGUUAAGUUUCAUAUGGUGGAAAUACAUUUUAUACUUCUGUUAA